Messenger RNA from Cephus cinctus (wheat stem sawfly), 1839 nucleotides. RefSeq names its product CUE domain-containing protein 1. The coding region runs from base 270 to 992 and encodes 240 amino acids. The transcript has 6 exons. Lineage: Eukaryota; Metazoa; Arthropoda; Insecta; Hymenoptera; Cephidae. Gene Ontology annotation, molecular function: ubiquitin binding. The record is from RefSeq and is a predicted model, not a curated record.
GAAUUCGUCAUAUAACCAGCCAAUCAGCACUUACGACAAUCCGUAAUUAUUUGCGAAGAAAGUCGAAAGUUCCCGAACAGCUUCGUGAUAUUGAGGAGUGUUGAUUUUAUUUCUGAUUUUGACAGAUGACGUUUAUCAGCAAUGGGUGAAGCAACUUGAUAUACUACUGGCACAGUAGUAAACCGGUUUCUAGCAUAGUCAAUACCUAUGCCGGUUGUCUCUUAAACGUUUUACUAUCAAGUAAUGGAAAAAAUCUGAUAAGAAACACAAUGGCCUCCGCCGCAGAACAGCAGCAACAACAACAACAACAACAGACCACCCUGGAGUUUUACCAGGCAAUGGCUGAUUUUAAGAAUAUGUUUCCACAGAUGGAUGAUGAUGUUAUCGAGGCAGUUCUCCGAUCCAAUCAGGGUGCAGUGGAUACAACGAUCGAUCAGUUACUGACUAUGAGUACAGACAACGAGAACGAAAAGAUACGCAGUGAAUUAGAACAAAAUGAAGAUUCAAAGCCAGCUAAAGCAGACUCAGCAAAAUCUUUGCGUAGUAUGCACAAGUGGCAACCACCUCUGCUUGGACCACUACCUGACACAUUUUUAAGAAUUCCACAACAGUUAGAUGCCUCAGAUGGUUCAGAAACGAGCUGUGUUCCUGAUAGUUCAAUGUUGGAGGAUGAGCGUAUUGCAAUGUUUCUACAGAACGAAGAGUUCAUGGCUGAACUUCGCUGGAACGAAGACUUCCUUUCCACUCUCGAGAAUGACGCUAAACUCCAAGAAACUGGUGUUGAAAAGUCUGGCGGACCGACUGUUCAUGAUGACGAGGAUGUGUUCAAGGAGCGAUUAAGAAAUAUGGGCAAAGUGUCACGACGCAAGUUUGCGCAACUGACUAAAGUAUUUACGCGUAGCAAGAAACGUGGUGGACGUCAGCUGUUGCCACCGACAGCAUCUUGCGACGAUCUCUUAGAUCCAGAAGAAUCCUCUAGGCAGCAAUCUUAAGAAUCGUCACCUAUUACUCACGGUAAUAAUACUUAAGCAUUCAGCUUAAUCCGUAAUUUCGGUGUCGUUUGCAACCAGGUCACAAUUUAUCUUUACUCGCGUAUUAACCCCUCGCGCGACACCGUCAUACUCAUACUACUUAUAACAUAACAUAGCAUAACAUAUCGAUAUUGAAAAAAUCAUUCCCAGAGCCUAGUGAAAGUGUUACUACUAUUCAGUGACAUAAUAAAAACUAGUAUAAUCUCUCGCGAAUUUAUAAUAUAUAAAAUAGAAACGAAUAGCAAUGACAAGAGAUACAAAUCUAAAAAAAAAAGUGAAGAUCUCUGUAUUAAAAUAUCGAAAGAAUCUCGUGUGAAUCUCAGUCACUUAAGUAUGAGGGGUUAAUCGAAGCCGUUAAUUGACUAUGUUAAUCAAAUAAAUGCUUUGCGCUAUUACGUGAAAGACGUGCUACAUUGAGCAAUAGUAACAUUAGAACUUUUAGGUCAUUUUAAUUCGCGAGAUAACUACCAAUCACUAAUGUAAUCAGUACCGCCGCGUAGUCCUUAGCCCUACUGUAAUACGUUAACUUAAAAAUAUUCCGUGAGUGAAUAAUCGUGCAUAGGAGUUUAAUGAUCUUGGAACAUCCGAGUAACCAUUAGCAGCUCGACCUAGUCGGAAACUUCUAGUCACAGGACCUAUUAAUGUAAUUACACGAUGUCUGUCAUGUAAUAUAUAUAAACAUUGUUGCUAAGUAUAUUUAUAUGACUAGUGUAUAGAUAUUUAUAUAGUACAAGGAAUAUAAGUAUAUAAAGUAUAUAGUAUAAAAUAAAAGAAACCAAAGACAAGAAGAGUCGGAUGUCGAAAAGUA